Xiphophorus maculatus (southern platyfish) is the source of this 2466-nucleotide messenger RNA. It is a transcript of the gene asb11, whose product is annotated as ankyrin repeat and SOCS box protein 9-like. Gene Ontology annotation, molecular function: protein binding. Gene Ontology annotation, biological process: intracellular signal transduction; positive regulation of protein catabolic process; protein ubiquitination. The transcript has 7 exons. The record is from RefSeq and is a predicted model, not a curated record. Lineage: Eukaryota; Metazoa; Chordata; Actinopteri; Cyprinodontiformes; Poeciliidae. Bases 1 to 1029 code for a protein of 342 amino acids.
AUGGCCACUAUUUCCACGAGGUCCCAACCUUUGCAAAACCGUUUGUACAUCUACAAAGGCCUACCAUGCAACUCGCUGAUGCCAAGCAAAAACAAUGGUGGAUAUUUUCCAUUGAGUUCAGGACUUAAAAGCUUGAAUUGCCUGACAAUUACUAUCUCCAAAGACUUGUCAGUCACUUUGGGGUUGUUGCUUGCUGUGUUUAAAGACUGUCUUCUUUUUUUGCUUCCUUUUUUUGUCACAGAUACGUGUUCAGACAGAACUCCCCUCCAUGAGGCGGCCUAUCAAGGCCGACUCCUUCACCUCAUGACUCUCAUUGCUCAGGGCUUCCAGGUAAACACUCUCACCCUGGAUGGAGUCUCCCCUCUUCAUGAGGCAUGCCUCACAGGUCGCUACGCCUGUGCCAAAGUCCUCUUAGACAAUGGUGCAAAUGCUCAGGCAGUGUCAGCAGAUGGCGCCACACCUCUCUUUAACUCCUGCAGCAGUGGAAAUGUAGCUUGUGUCAGACUCCUCUUACAGCACGGAGCCUCCGUCCACACCGACCACCAGCUGGCUUCACCCAUCCACCAAGCUGCCAAAAACGGUCACAGAGAGUGUCUGGAGCUGCUGCUGUCGAGCGGAGCCCAGAUUGAUUUGGAGAUACCAGGCGUGGGGACCCCGCUGUACGCCGCCUGCAGGGCUCCGGCAGCGGAGUGUGUGGAGCUGCUGCUGCGUUCAGGUGCAGAUGUUGGCUCUGGAUGUGGGCAGAUCAGCCCUUUGCAUGCUGCGGUUUGUGCUGGAGAAGCAGACAUUGUUAAAUUUCUCCUGGACUUUGGGGCAGACAGAGCCAGCAGGAAUGCAGAGGGAAAAACUCCUCUCAAUCUGUCGGCACCAGACAGCGCGGUUCGAUUUGCUCUGGAGAGGAGAGCUCCCUGCUUUCUGUCUGAGCUUUGCCGUUUUUGCAUUCGCCGCAGUCUUGGGCGACCUCGUCUUCACAGAACCUCCAGCCUCUUCCUUCCUCACAGUAUCAAGAACUUCCUCCUCCAUAAAUGACACAUCUGUUUGCUACAUAGACCUCCAAUCAUCGACUGUCCAGGUAAAAUAGUUACAAAGGAAUAAUAUUCUCAAGACUACAACUGCACAUUUGUGUAUUUUAGGACAAUAUUGCUUUUAAAAUCAUAUUUGAUAUUUAAGCUGUACUCACAGGUUACAUUUUAAAUGACUCAGACUUUGUAUGUUUGUACUUCAAGUAAAUCUGUUUAACAUCCAUUUCUUUACAAAACCUUUAAAAGGUGAACACAGCCAGUUGCAUAUCUGGAUGUUCCCUUUAUUUUCUUUGUUGAACUGUUUUCUGAAGCCUUUGUGGCUCCACAGGGAGCUGUCUGAACGUCAGAUAAAUCACAGUUUGUUGUGGCUGAAGAGAAGAAGCUUGAUAGAAAUGAAAUAAACAUUUUGCUGAGUUUUUAAAAAAGUGAGGCUUUUAGAGUUAUGUUAUAUCUGCAGUGCGGCAUUUUCGUAACACAGGUUCGUUAAACACCUGAUUCAUCCCAAGAUUGCCCAAGGAAGGAUCUCUGACUAAUCAACAGAUGAGGAAAAUGUAAUCCCUUUAGAUAAACAGCAUUAUUCCUACAAUUUGUUUUCUUUACCCUCAAUAAAAUGUUUCAUAGCUGCCUUUGGCUUCAGUAUAACCUUAUCUCAGCAUACUCGAUGUCUCAACUGACUGCUACUGUACACACAUGCAGUUUCCAAAUUGUACUCAGUACAUCUCAACCAUAAACCAAAUAAAAAUAUUAAACAUAAAGGUCAAGAUCAUGACAAAAGUAAUGUACCAUGUCUGGAUUCUGCAGAAUACUGUGAAUUUCAUGUACUUGUACUAUCUUUCUUUUAAGAACAGGAGUGACAUACAAUCAAAGAUGUCUAAUAAGUCAGGAUUAGUCUUGAUUUCUCACAAUAUUUGUUUAAUUUUGUCAUGUUUUCAUGCACAUAAAAGUGUGAAAUUAGCUUAGAAGAUACAGCAGGAAGGAAGGAAGGAAGGAGGGUUUGAACAAAGUCAGGACCCGUAUACCCAAUGACUCCUAAGCCUGAAAGUACUUCCUUACACAUCAUUUUAGGAAAAUUCUUACUUUUACGUCAGCCAGCAUCUUAAGCCUUAAGAGAGCUCCUAAAGUGAUCAAAUAUUGGAAGUAAUGAGAAUUUUAAGUUACCCUAAAAGCAGGUGGAAAGAUGGAUAGAAAGGAGCAGAAUGUUAGUGAUGUGCCAACAGUAGGCACUGCAUGUUGAUGCUGUGCGGCAAUUAAUAACAUUUUGUAUAGUUUCAUCAUCAUAACUCACUUUUCUUAAUCCAGUUUAGCUUGUAUGAUCGAUUAAUUUCAAUCAACAAAUGUGGAAUGACCUUCAAAAGUGACCUUCAUGCUUGAAUCACUUUUUCACACAGUUGUGUAUGUUUGGACUUUUGCCCCUCCUUUUAUAAUAAACACCUUCAUUUAAAAA